This is a messenger RNA of Striga asiatica, 2051 nucleotides long. The record is from the annotation of a GenBank genome assembly. NCBI's taxonomy places the organism in Eukaryota, Viridiplantae, Streptophyta, Magnoliopsida, Lamiales, Orobanchaceae.
CCGACGCCGACGCCGACGCCGGCGAACUCAAUGCCCUUAGCAUUCUAUGGCACUACCAAAUCCUCGACCCGAAUAGUGACAUCGUCAAUCAUUGGAACCACAUUUUCCUCAUCACAUGUCUCAUUUCACUCUCGAUCGAUCCACUUUACUUCUACCUUCCUUAUGUUGUCGAUGGCGCCACGUGUAUGUCCGUCGACAAUCACGCAUCGGUUCUCAUCACGUAUUUUCGAACCGUGUUCGACUUUUUCUACCUCCUUCACAUGCUCAUGAAGUUCCGAAUGGCGUUCGUGGCCCCGAGCUCUAGGGUUUUCGGACGAGGGGAGUUAGUUAUGGACCCGGUCGAGAUUCGGAGGAGGUAUUUACGGUCGGAUUUCGUGAUUGAUCUAACGGCCACGCUUCCCUUGCCUCAGAUUGUCAUCUGGUAUGUAAUUCCGGCAACUAAAACAAACAGCACCGGCCAAUCGAACAACACGCUAGCUCUUAUAGUCCUCCUCCAAUAUAUCCCGAGAUUAUUCGUCAUUUUCCCCUUAAAUCAACGGAUUAUAAAAACAACCGGCUUUAUCGCUAAAACUGCCUGGGCUGGAGCAGCAUAUAACCUUCUUCUUUACAUGCUGGCUAGCCAUGUUUUAGGAGCUUCGUGGUAUUUAGCAUCUAUAGGAAGGCAAUAUUCUUGCUGGCAAGAAGGAUGUAUCGACGAGCUCGAAAAAAUCCCGCCGUGUAACUUGAAAUUCCUCGACUGCUCGAGCCCGUUAGCUGGGAGUCUCGAACGUCAGUAUUGGUUGAAUAUGACGAGCGUGCUUUCUCGGUGUGACGCGAGAUAUGACGAUUCAGAUUUUAAAUUCGGGAUGUUUGCUGAUGCUUUUACUAGCGAAGUUGCUUCCUCUCGGUUCUUUGAGAAGUAUCUUUACUGCCUAUGGUGGGGGUUGAGAAAUUUGAGUUCAUAUGGUCAGAAUCUGACGACGAGCACCUACAUAGGCGAGACAUCGUUCUGCAUUAUCUUGUGUAUAUUCGGUUUGAUUCUAUUUUCGCAGCUUAUCGGCAAUAUGCAGCACUUAGUUAUUGUUCUUUGUUUCUUGAUCUAUGGGAUAUUGAAGACAUAUUUGCAAUCAAUGACCGUGAGACUCGAAGAGUGGCGAGUUAAGAGACGGGACAUGGAAGAAUGGAUGAGGCGUCGUCAAUUGCCUCCCGAUUUGCAAGAACGCGUACGGAGAUUCGAGCAAUACAAAUGGCUCACCACAAGAGGAGUCAAUGAGGACUCAAUCCUACAGUCGUUGCCACCCGACCUUCGCCGGGAAAUCCAGAGGCAUUUGUGUCUCAACCUUGUUCGACGAGUUCCGUUUUUCGCCCAGAUGGACGACCAACUCCUCGACGCGAUUUGCGGCCGCCUCUCCUCCUCCCUGAGCACCCCCGGAAGCUACAUCGUCCGCGAGGGCGACCCCGUGAACGAGAUGCUCUUCAUCAUCCGCGGCACGAUGGAGAGCUCCACCACCAACGGCGGCCGCUCGGGUUUCUUCAACUCCAUCACCCUCCGCCCGGGCGAUUUUUGCGGCGAGGAGCUCCUCACGUGGGCCCUCGUCCCGAACUCCCCUCUCAACCUCCCGUCCUCCACGCGGACCGUGCGCACGCUAACCGAGGUCGAGGCCUUCGCUUUACAAUCCGAGGACCUCCGCUUCGUGGCGGCCCAAUUCAAGCGGCUACACAGCAUGCGCCUCCAACACGCUUUCCGAUACUAUUCGCACCAAUGGCGCACGUGGGCCGCGUGUUUUGUGCAGGCCGCGUGGCGGAGGUUUAAAAAACGGAGGCUGGCUAAGGAGUUGGCUUUGUACGAGACGGGAAGAUAUGGUGAUGGUGAUGAUGAUGAGGUGGCGGAAGGGUCGUUCGGCGGUCGGGUUCAAGAUUUCGGGGCCACGGUUUUGGCUUCGAAGUUCGCAGCAAAUGUGAAGGGAGGGGCGGCCGAGAGGGCACAUAACAUGGCGGAUGCUUCAUCGUCGAGCUUGAAGAUGACGAAGUUGUUCAAGCCGAACGAGCCGGAUUUCUUUGAGGAGGUUUAG